ACGCGAAAGCUUGUGCGAAUCCACGUGCUGCGCCACCCGACGAACUUCCCACUCUUCCUUGGCACAACACGAAUCUCGAGGGAACUUCGCGGAAAGAAAGUACGCUUGAUUGCCGGUUUCAGCACUCUGCAGCGGACGCAGACACGUAUUGCAGCUGGCAGACAGCCGGAUGAGACUGGCCACCUCGGUGUUUUACAUUACAAGGUCCAAAUUUUCGUGCGCGUUGACUUCCGAGCUCAGCGGACACGCACUUACCGCAUACACGCAACCUGAUACGCAACUGAAUGGUCACGGCACUCAAGCGCAUCCCGGCCUAAGCACAUUCGAGUCAU
Messenger RNA from Mycena citricolor, 332 nucleotides. The record is from the annotation of a GenBank genome assembly. NCBI's taxonomy places the organism in Eukaryota, Fungi, Basidiomycota, Agaricomycetes, Agaricales, Mycenaceae.